Molecule: messenger RNA, 1731 nt
Organism: Bipolaris victoriae FI3
Lineage: Eukaryota; Fungi; Ascomycota; Dothideomycetes; Pleosporales; Pleosporaceae
Exons: 1
Coding region: 1-1731 (576 amino acids)
Biological process (GO): karyogamy involved in conjugation with cellular fusion; nuclear membrane fusion involved in karyogamy
Cellular component (GO): endoplasmic reticulum membrane
Source: RefSeq, a predicted model, not a curated record
AUGACUACCCGACAACAAAAGCAGUUUCUUAAUCUUUGGAUCAGGGUCACUAUCGCAAAGUUGUUGAUCUUGGGCAUUUUCUUUCUUCCAUGGUCACUUGCCCACUAUCACUCUCCGCUAGCAGACGCAGUACCUACUAUCGAUGUCGAUUCACUGUUCCGACACACAACAUCCAGGAACCAAAAGGUAAUCACGCAAGCUCUUGGAAUCGUAUCGUCCAUGCAGAAUGCACCCACAUGCACCCAGAUGGCCGCUUCGCACCUGAUGAACGAAUGCAAACUACUGGAGCAUGCGCCAGAGUUUACGAAAAGUCGACCGGAGGCAUAUCUUGAUAAAGUCAAAAUAGAAUACGCAGCCAAGCUAGCUGUUUGCGAACUACAAAGUGCUCAACCAAUCAAUCCAGUUGCGCCGCCACAUUGCGACAUACUUGUUCCAGCUGCUAAGUAUUGUGAUAAAGGCGGCAGCUGGUGGCAUGCUCAACCAGCAGUGGUAUCUGAAGGCAAACUGUGCUACCCUGAUUUCAAGGAAUACCAGUAUAUGCAAUGCCUCAAGAGCCUUCAAUCGAUGCCUCAGUACUGGACGUCUUUUAGCAAUGCCCGUCAGAAUGCAAUUGUCAUGUGUCAGGCAAGCAGAGACGCCAUUGAGCGAGAAAACCACUUGGAAGUUUUCAAAAACCUGACCAAGGUUGUCGGUGGUGUGACUGAACAUAUGCACAAAACAACAGCAAAAUACGAGUCUCUGAUCCGCGAACAGACACAGUACGCCGAGGAAGCACGAAACUCGCAUCAAGAGCUCAGAGAAGACAUCCAAGCGGUUCGGACGACAGCAGUUGCAACAGUAGAGGCGAUAGACGAGAAAUUCAAUGCCUUCAUGGAGUCUUCGAUCUCAACCCUCAUAACAGCGCUGGCCACCAGUCAGAGCAAAGAGAUUGAUCAGAUACAUGAGAGAAUGCAAGAGUUUUCGCAAAACUUGAUAUUGGAGAGCUCACAGCUUGCUAAGCAUUUCACCGAUCAACUGCAGCAAUACCACGAAGGUGCUCUGUCUAGUCUACAAUUCAAUCAUGAGGCACAGGUGCGCAGCUACGAGGUCCUAUCAAACCACAUGGGUGUCACCCAAGACACCAUCAACAAGACAAAUCAAGCCGCCGACCGCUCUCUCUCCAAAGUCGACAACAUUGCCCAGCGACUUGAUAUCUUUGAGUCGCAAACUAAACACAUUGCUGAGGGCUUUGCAUUCCUCAGCGCCAUGCCAACGCUUGUCAAAUCGCUUAUACACAGAUUAGUAGCUACAACUGGCAUCAUCUUCACUUUCUUUGUCCUCUUCAAGCUUAAUGUAAGACUCGCUAUAUACACUGUCGGCGCAUGCAGUUGGGCUUUCCUCUUCUACACAAGCGGCACCUUGCAUUGGCUUGCAUCACCAUCGUCACAUACGCACGAUACCGAAGCCUUCAAUCCGCUCGCUAUCCUCAACAACAUGUCACCGUGGCAAAAGGUUACGGGUAUGCUACUUCUAUUGUGGCUCAGCGCAUAUCCCAUUUGCCGGCUCAAUAUUUACCUUGGCGGCUUUGUUACCAUGGCGCUCCGACGGCUUGCAGGACUAAUCUGGUUGGACGAGUAUAGCAAUGAUGGCGGAACUGGGUAUCUGCCCAGUAUCGAGAUCCCUGCGCCAGUAGCAGAUGUUCGGCGCAAGGACGACUUUCCAGGCAUACGGCAGCUGAACUGGCAGGAUUAG